AUGACAAGAAGCUCUACUAUUAAACAAGAAUCACCUGUGCUGAAUCCUCAGAGACUGAUUGCGCAGGAGCGGGCAAAAUCAAAGAUCAAUAUCGAUCAGAUCAAUACUUUCCUGGAGUCUUCUCCCGAUAGGCGUGAAUUGACACAUCGGUUGAUCGAUGAGGUUGUGAAUGAUCCUGUUUUGAAGACAGAGACCAGUUACUAUGAUCAGACAAAGAAUGAACAGAGGGAAAAUACAGCAAAGAAGAUCGCCAGGUUAGCUCUAUAUAUGGAGCAUGAUGUGAAGACUGUUAGAAAACACUUCAAGGGCACAGAUUUGAUCAAGGAUCUACAAAAUGAUAAGGAAUGCAAAUUGGAGCCUUUAUCAAAUAAAGAUUUAUUCAUUUUUGAUAAAAGAUUAUCAUUGGUGGCUAAUAUUGACCCACAAUUGGGCACGAGGGUCGGUGUACAUCUUGGUUUAUUUGGGAACUGUAUCAAGGGUAAUGGUACUGAUGAACAGAUCCAUUAUUGGUUGCAAGAGAGAGGUGCGCUCUUUAUCAAGGGUAUUUAUGGUUGUUUUGCCAUGACAGAGUUGGGCCACGGAUCUAAUGUAGCUCAGUUGCAGACUAGAGCUGUCUAUGAUUCAGACAGUGAUACCAUUGUGAUUAAUACUCCAGAUCUAACAGCUACGAAGUGGUGGAUUGGUGGUGCUGCGCACUCUGCUACGCAUUCCGCUGUAUAUGCCCGUUUGAUCGUUAGUGGUAAGGAUUAUGGUGUAAAGACUUUCGUUGUGCCUUUAAGGGACCCAGCUACUUUUCAGUUGUUACCUGGGAUCUCUAUUGGUGAUAUUGGUGCCAAGAUGGGGCGUGAUGGUAUCGACAACGGUUGGAUCCAGUUCAGAAAUGUUGUGAUCCCUAGAGAGUUUAUGUUGAGUCGUUUCACAAAGAUCGUAAGAGCCAGAGAUGGUUGUGCCACUGUGAAGACCGAGCCUCAAUUGGAUCAAAUUUCGGGCUAUAGUGCUUUGCUAAACGGUAGAGUCAAUAUGGUUAUGGAUUCGUUCAGAUUUGGAUCCAAGUUUGCUACCAUUGCUACUCGUUAUGCCGUUGGUAGACAGCAAUUUGCCGAAAAGAAGGGCCAGCCAGAGUCACAGCUUAUUGAUUAUCCACUUCAUCAAUACAGAGUAUUGCCUCAAUUAGCUGUAGCGUACUUGAUAUCACCCGCGGCCUUCAAAUUGAUGGAUGUUUAUUAUUCGACCCUGGAUGAACUUUAUCAAGCUUCUUCUCCAGCAAGUUCCACGGAUCCAAAUGCGUUGAAAGUGGUUAGUCAAAAAUUAAAGAACUUGUUCAUCGAUAGUGCCAGUUUAAAAGCUACCAAUACUUGGUUGGUGGCACAACUGAUUGAUGAGUUGAGACAGACUUGCGGUGGUUUGGGUUACUCUCAGUACAAUGCCUUCGGUAAAGGUUACAAUGACUGGGUCGUUCAAUGUACUUGGGAAGGUGAUAACAGCAUUCUAUCAUUGACAUCUGCCAAAUCUAUCCUCAAGAAAUUCGUUGAAGCUGGCACGAAGGGGAGAUUUGAUGAGAAGUUGGAUAGUGAUUCUUUCAACUAUUUGGAGCCUAGCUUCCUGAUGUCUGUUCUAAGUGGUCAACAAUCUGCUGAAUUUGAAGACUUGAAGGAUUACACCAGGGUUUGGGCAGUAGCUUUGGUCAAAAUAUUGAAUCAUACAGCUAGAUUAAUCGAAAAAACUAAGAAAGUCGAUGGUGUCUCCAAAUUGUUGAUCAUGAUCUCUAAAUUCCAUGCAUUGCACUCAAUGUUAAAAGUUUAUCACGAUAAAUUACACUCCAUGAAGGAUUCACAUGUUACUGACCCAAAAUCAAAGGAUGCUCUAUGGAACAUUUACAAAUUGUUUUCCGUUUAUUUCAUUGACAAGCAUGCUGGUGAGUUCUUACAGUUCAAGAUUUUCACCCCAGACCAAAUAUCCAAGGUGAUCCAGCCUCAAUUGUCACAGCUCUUACCCGAGGUCAGAAAGGACUGUAUACCAUUGACGGAUGCCUUUGAACUUCCGGACGCAAUGUUGAAUGCGCCAAUUGGCUACUACGACGGUGAUAUCUACAACAAUUACUACAACGAAGUGCUGAAGAAUAAUCCAGUCGAGCCCGACGGUGCAGGCAAGCCACGCUAUCAUGAAUUGUUGACCACCAUGCUGAAGAGAGGUCACGAUUUUGAUGAAAGGCUUGGUGGUGCAGCAAAUGCUGACAUCCUUAGUCGGUUGGCCAAGUAA
Molecule: messenger RNA, 2259 nt
Organism: Torulaspora delbrueckii
Lineage: Eukaryota; Fungi; Ascomycota; Saccharomycetes; Saccharomycetales; Saccharomycetaceae
Gene: POX1
Product: acyl-CoA oxidase
Exons: 1
Coding region: 1-2259 (752 amino acids)
Biological process (GO): fatty acid beta-oxidation using acyl-CoA oxidase; lipid homeostasis
Cellular component (GO): peroxisome
Molecular function (GO): acyl-CoA oxidase activity; fatty acid binding; FAD binding
Source: RefSeq, a predicted model, not a curated record